Messenger RNA from Fusarium subglutinans, 594 nucleotides. RefSeq lists its product as uncharacterized. NCBI's taxonomy places the organism in Eukaryota, Fungi, Ascomycota, Sordariomycetes, Hypocreales, Nectriaceae. The record is from RefSeq and is a predicted model, not a curated record. Bases 1 to 594 code for a protein of 197 amino acids. The transcript has a single exon.
AUGAACUUCUCAACCACUGCCAACUCGCCUGCUGGCGGCCCCUCUACUGGCGAGACAGCUAUUACCCCCGAAUUCUUGGAUGAAGCGAAGCGCAAGGUGCUGCAAAUGCUGGAUGAGCACACCCGCCGUCCGAACCCAGAACGUGAUGCUCUGGUCCUCAAAGGUCAGGUCAUGACGUCCUGGGGACUUCGCCAUGAUCUCGAAAUGAGCUUAAAGGAGAAACCAAUGCUGGACCUCAUCUUUGCCAAAGCCCGCAAACUGUGCACCAAGACCUCGGAGAAGCUCUCUCACCUUGCCAGAGGGUCAAAACUGCCUGAGAUAACCGAGGAACAGGAAACCGGAGAAAUAACCGCGGAGAACUUCGAGAAGAAGUGUAAUGAGGCAGCCAAGAUAUUCGAAAGAUUGCUGAAGGAGGAGCAAGAGUUUCGCGCCGGGCUGCGUGAAGUGUCUCCCUCUUGUGUGGUGGAUGAGGAUAAGCGGGCUGUCCGUGGCAUGGGAUCUUCAUGUGACGGGGAAGUUACUGACUGUCACGAGCAAGGUCGUGGUGACCUCGAGGAGGAUGUCGAGAUGACCGCGGCCUCUUUGGGGAAGUAA